Trypanosoma theileri is the source of this 1014-nucleotide messenger RNA. RefSeq lists its product as uncharacterized. The transcript has a single exon. Lineage: Eukaryota; Euglenozoa; Kinetoplastea; Trypanosomatida; Trypanosomatidae. Gene Ontology annotation, molecular function: GTPase activator activity; small GTPase binding. The record is from RefSeq and is a predicted model, not a curated record. Gene Ontology annotation, biological process: nucleocytoplasmic transport; activation of GTPase activity. The coding region runs from base 1 to 1014 and encodes 337 amino acids. Gene Ontology annotation, cellular component: cytosol; perinuclear region of cytoplasm; nucleus.
AUGAGUAAGAAGCCACCUUCCCAGAAAGAGAAACCCAAAACUGUAGUGAUACCUCCUUCGCAGGAGUUAAAUGUUGAUGUGGAUUUGAGGAGACUUCAUGAAGCUUGUGGUGCUCUCGGGGAUUACAUUUUGCCUUUUUCGAAACGCAUCAAAUUAGAGCUUCAACGUGUGAGAGAUGGUGAACAGCCCGAUGUACCCACAGUUCCUCUUUUUUUAUACAGUGAAAUCCCAUAUAAUGAGGUUAAACUUCUUUUCUCGGGGAUUCUGUCAAGUUAUCCAUUUCUUCGAGAAAUACAACUUCACCAUUGCGCAGUUGGAGAUGAUGGUAUGCUCAUUAUUGUGGAAUUUAUAAGAUCAUACAGACCGACACCGGACAGAAAUCCUUUUGGUAUACAACGUCUCGAAGUUCCUGGUUGUUUGAUAGGACCUGCUGGAGCCAAACACAUUGGUAAAUUACUAAGCGAAAAUGAUACUAUUACUCGUUGUGUACUGGAUUUUAAUCCUUUAGGUGAUGCUGGCGCUCAAGCAAUUGCUAAUGGGGUUAGAUGGAAUGGAUCGCUUGAAGAACUUUCUUUACAAUACUGUAAAAUAGGUUCUUCUGGUGCUGAUGCUUUAGCGGAAGGGGUAUUACGAGGCUCAAAUGUUCGUAUAUUUUCUCUUCGAGGUAAUCCACUUGGUCCUGAAGGAAUAAAAUAUAUUGGUUUGGCUCUUGGUAUAGGUAACCGUAUCGAAUCCAUUGAUAUUGCAGACACAAGAUUUGCUGUAUCUUCUCAGGCUGUAGAGGCACUUUGUCAAGGAGCUGGAAGCAGUAGCUCACUGACAUGCGUAGACAUGGAUCUUAAUGUAGUCACCCCGGAAGCUGCUUCAUUGAUUGCUGCCGUUAUACAAAAAAACAAACGACUUGUUCAAUUUCGUGUAAAUGAGCGAAUGGAUUCAAAUCAGUUUCUCAUGAUUCAAAAUGCACUAGAGCAGAAUGGAAGAUGUACUAAAAAAAAGAAGCGUACCAAAUCAUAA